Molecule: messenger RNA, 1280 nt
Organism: Ostrea edulis (European flat oyster)
Lineage: Eukaryota; Metazoa; Mollusca; Bivalvia; Ostreida; Ostreidae
Product: sorbitol dehydrogenase-like
Exons: 9
Coding region: 98-961 (287 amino acids)
Biological process (GO): D-sorbitol catabolic process
Molecular function (GO): L-iditol 2-dehydrogenase (NAD+) activity; zinc ion binding
Source: RefSeq, a predicted model, not a curated record
GUUAUCGCUCAUUGAUUUAGCAGUGUGUGUGUUACAACGGGAAAGUGCAUUUUAAAGUCUUGCCUAGUACAGAUUAAUACUCUCAAGUUAAGGAAGCAUGAGUGCAAAUAACUUGUCUGCUGUGCUGUAUAAGAAAGGUGAUUUGCGAUUGGAGAACUACCCAAUCAAGGAACCAGGAUCAGGAGAGGCACAAAUCGCUGUCCAGAGAUCGGGUGUAUGUGGUUCUGACGUCAAGUUCUGGAAGGAUGGUGCCAUUGGUCCAUUUAAAGUCACUAAUCCGAUACUGCUUGGCCAUGAAAUCAGUGGCAUUAUCACUAAAUUGGGAAAAGGUGUUACACGUCUCAAAAUAGGAGACCGUGUUGCUGUGGACCCCCAUAUCACCUGCAGGAUGUGCGAGUUCUGCAAGUCGGGCCGCUAUAACAUGUGUCCAAACACGUCAUUCCUGGCCACACCCCCUUAUGACGGGGCGCUGACUAGAUACUUCGUACAUGCCGCAGAUUUCAUUUUUAAGCUUCCUGAAAACGUUAAUUUUGAUGAGGGUGCAUUUGUGGAACCCCUUUCCGUUGGUCUCCACGCAUGUCGCAGAGCAGGGGUCACUCUGGGUCACAAACUUCUAGUAACAGGAGCAGGCCCCAUCGGACUCUGUGUCAUACUGAUCGCUAAGGCGCUGGGUGUCACCACAGUUUGCAUAACAGAUAUAGACGCCUCCCGUCUGGAGUUUGCUAAGAAAUUCGGUGUCACUCACACAAUUCUGGUGAAGCCUGGUGAGAAAGAGGAGGAUUUGGCUUUCAAAGUGGCAGAUCUUCUAGGAGUGAUGCCAGACAGGACCAUUGAAUGUAGCGGGGCAGAGUUCGCUGUCAACCUUGGCAUUCAUGCAACAAAGCAAGGCGGCCAAGUUGUACUAAUAGGUGCGGGACAGUCGACCAUUUCAUUUCCAGUUUUGGCCGCACUUACCAAAUAAAUAGAUGUGAAAACUUCAUUCCGCUACGUUAACACUUGGCCCACAGUAAUAGAUAUGCUGUCCUGUGGUAAAAUUGAUGUUAAGCCGAUGAUUACACACAGAUAUACCCUGGAACAAUCUCUGGAGGCUUUCGAGAUGGCCAAAAGUGGACAGGGGGUGAAGGUCAUGAUCGACUGCGGACACUGAGGUCAUUUGUUCCAGUUUGCCAUUAUAGGACCGCACUCCUAGAUAUUUAAUCGGAUUUCAUCUACUGCCGAAUCAAAGUCAAAUGAAUACCAUUUGUUUUACUGUGUUACUCUAAUAAAAGUAUGCUAAUAAA